Anthonomus grandis grandis is the source of this 3241-nucleotide messenger RNA. RefSeq names its product cap-specific mRNA (nucleoside-2'-O-)-methyltransferase 1 (gene Cmtr1). The transcript has 14 exons. Lineage: Eukaryota; Metazoa; Arthropoda; Insecta; Coleoptera; Curculionidae. Gene Ontology annotation, biological process: 7-methylguanosine mRNA capping. The coding region runs from base 267 to 2498 and encodes 743 amino acids. Gene Ontology annotation, molecular function: nucleic acid binding; methyltransferase cap1 activity. Gene Ontology annotation, cellular component: nucleus; cytoplasm. The record is from RefSeq and is a predicted model, not a curated record.
UAAUCUGAUAUUUUGUUUAUCUUUAAAAAUGUUUAUGUUUGAAAAAUAGUAUUUUACUUACUCAGCUAUUUUAUAACCUAUAACGAACAAUGCAUUUAAUUAUCAUAAACUAUCCUGUUAUUAUCGAUAUUAAUGCAAUUUUAAUUUUUUUCCAUUUUAUCUAAGUUUUUUCACUUAUAUAUUCCACAAAAAUAAAAACUUAAUUAUAGAUUAGGUAUGAUGUCCAAUACUCUAUUUUAACUAGGUGUGUGUUAAAUUGCAAAAAUAUGCAGCAGGAGAAGCAUAAAAACGGAUCCAUUCAGAAUGGUUUUCAUACUGAUAAGUUUGAAACAUCCAAGCCUUCAUGGAGGGAUAAAAUGUGCCAUGCUCACAGUGUUAGAACUCCAAAUAAGCCUUACAAAGAACCAGGUCCUAUGGGAGAAUCUGAAAAAGGGCUACGGAUGAUGCAAUCAAUGGGCUACAAAGAGGGUUCAGGGUUAGGCAAACAUAGUCAAGGCAUUACAGAAGCAAUCGAAGUAAAUGCAAAUUUAGGCAAACGAGGACUCGGUCUGAAAAUUAAAGGCUUAGAUAAAACAUCAGAGACUUGGGAUUUUGAUCAAGAAACCAUUGUAGUCGAAGAAAAGAUAAAAUGGCUUAAAAUUAAUAGUGAAGAUAUCCCAAAUUUUCAAAAAGAGAAUUUUGAAGGUUGGAUCAAAGAGGAUGUUCCUAAUCAUAAUGUCAUAGAAAAUGACUACUUUUGUGAAAGUGAUAUUAUAAAAGAAGUUUUUAAGGCAAAGGGUAUUUUUGAUGAGAUCGACUUGAAUGAGUUAUACAAAGCAAGGGCAAGGGCAAAUCCUUAUGAGACCAUUAAGUCGGUGUUUUUUAUGAACAGAGCAGCACUUAAAAUGGCUAACAUAGAUGCAGCCUGUGAUUUUAUGUUUACUACUAUGGAAAAAAAUGAAGCUUUUGGCUCAGACGAGCCUCCAAUUUUUUUUGCAGAUGUGUGUGCUGGGCCUGGCGGAUUCACGGAGUAUAUUUUAUGGAGGAAAAAAUGGCUCUAUAAGGGUUUUGGUUUAACUCUAAAAGGCGAAAAUGAUUUUAAAGUUUCAAACUCUUCAUGUGCCUCAGGAGUAACUUUUCAACCUUUAUAUGGUAAAGACGGCACUGGAAAUGUAUGUAACCCAGAAAAUUUAAGAAAUUUUAUAGAAAAGGUUAAACAUGAGUCAGAGGGCAAAGGGCUGCAUUUUAUGAUGUCAGAUGGGGGUUUCUGCGUGGAGAAGCAAGAAAACUUACAAGAAAUAUUGUCAAAGAAUAUUUACUUAUGUCAAUGUUUGCUGGCUCCGAAUGUACUUAGAGAACACGGCUGUUUUGUGACGAAACUUUUUGAUUUAUUCACACCGUUUAGCGUCGGGCUACUAUACCUUGUGCAUUUAUGUUUCGAGAAAGUUGGGAUAAUAAAACCAAAUUCGUCUCGACCUGCGAAUUCUGAAAGGUAUUUUGUCUGUAGUAAUUUAAGAUUUACUCAUCAAACGAGCAUUAUAAAAGAUUAUCUUUGGACAGUAGCAGAGAAGCUGUGGGAAAUGCGCAAUAUGCCCAAUAUAGAUAUAUUAGAAUUAGUACCCAUUGAGGUAAUCCAGAAGGAUAAGAGAUUUUUCGAUUAUAUUUUUGAAAGUAAUAAAAGUUUAGCAAAGAAACAAAUCAUAGCACUAAAAAAGUUGACGUUGUUUUGUCGAAACCCCUCAUUAAUAGAAACGAGGCAAGAUCUUUUACGCAGCGCGUGUCUUCAAUAUUGGGUCAUUCCGGAUAGCAGGAAAAAAUCAGAUGAAAUUGACACACCCCGUAGGAUAGUGACUAAAGUUAGAGGAUUAAAAUACGAUGAAUUUAAUUCUAAACCUAGAAAGAUUCUUGAUUAUGAUGGCCUUGAUAUAAUAACUUGUGUAAGUGAGUGGCAAUAUUGCUAUAUGUACAGCACACCAGAAGUAAAAGAAGCCACAUUCUUCGCUGGAACGGAUUCUGCCAAAUCGUUUUACUACAAGACCGGCAGCUGGGAGAAAAUAAAUUAUUUAGCUUUGGCUAAAGAUACUUNNCUGUACGGAGAAAUUGUGCCAGAAAAAUCUACGUUACAAAAUGGCGAAGUAAUUUUUAGGGAUAGUCUACAUGUAAUAGACGCCCUACGUUUGGGUUCUAUGAACCUAGAAAAAUAUUCUUUUGCUGAGAGGCAAAAGCAAAUCCGUAUUUACUGUAAAGCAGUUAAUAAAGAGUCUGAACAGAUAUAUGCAGUAAGAGUCAGACCCAAACCGCUGAAACCACUGAAUGAACUUCCUGAAGACUUUAGCCUCGCUAGACGUGACAAUUGCAUAAUGCUUCCGGGUCUAGGUUUUCGAGCGAUUUGCGAUAAAUACAGUGUUUCUUCUGUGCUGUUGAUUAGGGCCAAUAAAGAUUGUAUCUUCAAAAAGGAACCAAAAAUCUUCAUUUGGAUACCAAAAUCUUGUUUACGGACGAGCAAUUUUUUUUCUUGACAUGCAAUAACCAAUUUUUAUAACAAUCAUUACUGGACCCAAGAGAACCAUGCUAUUACAGAGACACCUUUUCAGCAAUAAUAUUCAAUCCACGUUUAAAUCGGUAUCGUAUUCAACAAUUUAUCCGAUUUAAUUGCAUCAAUUUUUUUUAUCAGGACACCUUAACGGACACUAUUAUUAUAAUUUUCUUGUCUUUUUUUUCGAAAAUUCAGAAUAUGAAAAAGUUACGGCAACAACUUUGGUUUCUGCAUGAUGGUGCUCCAGCGCACUUUAGCAUAUUGGCUUGUGAGCAUUAAAAUAGUCUACGAAAAUCAUUGAAUAGGCAUGGAGAACCAUAAUUUUGGCCACCUGGAUCACCUGACCUACAUUUUUAUUUGUGGAGAAACUGAAAACAUUGGUUUAUCAUACACCAAUUGUUACAUUAGAAGAACUAAAAAAUAGAAUUAUUGACGGAUGUGAAGCUAUAAGAAACACUCAUAGAAUUUUGGAAAGAGUUCGUAAUUCUAUAAGAGCAGAGUCCUACAUAGAGGCAAAGGGUGACCAUUUCCAACAUCUUUUGCAAAUUGUGUAAUAUUAUUGUAUUUAAUUAUUUUUUUUAUUUACUUUGUUUGUUAUACUAUUUUUCUUGUUAUUGUUAUAUCACUGUUUGUUUUACUUAUUUCUUUUUUUUUUGUUUAUGUACAGAGGUCUUUUAUGUUAAUAAUUAAUCGAUAAUUAUUACAAACACAUUUUUUUUCUCUGGC